Hemicordylus capensis (graceful crag lizard) is the source of this 3411-nucleotide messenger RNA. RefSeq names its product protein tyrosine phosphatase receptor type R (gene PTPRR). NCBI's taxonomy places the organism in Eukaryota, Metazoa, Chordata, Lepidosauria, Squamata, Cordylidae. Bases 123 to 2099 code for a protein of 658 amino acids. Gene Ontology annotation, molecular function: protein tyrosine phosphatase activity. Gene Ontology annotation, biological process: protein dephosphorylation. The record is from RefSeq and is a predicted model, not a curated record. The transcript has 14 exons.
CUGCACAUGCGUGGUUUUCUCAAGCAUGCUCAUUAACCAGGAAGGAGGAAAACCUGAUGGGCAGCAAAACCUGCUACUGCUAGAGAGCCAGAUCGACGCUCUCCCGGCUGCGUGAAAGCACCAUGUGGAGGACAGCAGGGUCCCUUCCCCUUGUGUGCUUGUUAUGGCUGCAUCUCCAGGCUGCAGGGUGCUUCUCGGGAGACAAUGACCACUUCUUGGCAAUUCACCAGAGAAAGAGUGGGAGGCCUAUAUUCAUCUACCAUCAUGUGCAAAGUGUUGAGAAAAGUUUGGAUACAAGUGAUCAGAAGGAUUUGGGGCACAAUUCCUACUUGUCUUUCCAUGCAAAAUCAAGCAAGUCGAACUCUGCCGUCAUCAUGAAAUCAACAUUCUCUAGACCUGUAUAUGACCCAUCCCUCAAUCUCUUAGCUGUGACUGAUGAGGACCAGGAAGUGGAAAACCUGCCCAUUCCAGCAGUGAAUGUGAUCACUGUGACUCUGCAAAUGGAUGUAAACAAGCUGAAUAUCACAUUGCUUCGGAUUUUCCGCCAGGGAGUGGCUGCUGCUUUAGGACUGCUGCCGCAGCAAGUGCAUAUCAACAGACUAAUUGGCAAGAAGAACUGUGUCGAGCUCUUUGUAUCUCCAGUAAAUAGGAAAGGGAUUUCUGAUCCACUCCCAUCAGAAGAAGUCAUAAGGUCUCUUAAUAUCAAUGUUCUACAUCAGAGUUUGUCCCAGUUUGGAAUUACAGAAGUUUCCCCAGAGAAAAAUGUUUUGCAAGGCAAGCACGAAUCGGGCAAGCUCUGGAGCAAAGAAGGAUUUUAUGCUGUCAUCAUAUUUCUCAGCAUCUUUGUUAUUAUCGUGACAUGUUUGAUGGUUCUGUACCGACUGAAAGAGAAGAUACAAUUUUCCCUGAGACAAGAAAAGAACAAAAAACAGGAAAUACACCUUUCAUCCAUUCCUCUGCAGAGAGCUCAGACUGAAUAUAAGGCAGCAAACAGAAUGGUCCAACCAGAACAGGCCCCUAAAGUUGUAAAUGUCAUAGUAGACCCUCAAGGACAAGCUGCUCCUGAGAUCAAGCCUCCCCUUUCUGCAAGCCCAUCACCUUUCAAAAUGAAACCAGUGGGGCUUCAAGAAAGGAGAGGAUCUAAUGUCUCCCUCACCUUAGACAUGAGCAGCUUGGGAAGUGUUGAACCUUUCGUAGCUGUGCCUACGCCGAGAGAAAAAGUAGCCAUGGAGUAUCUGCAGUCAGCAAGCCGGGUCUUGACAAAGCAGCAGUUACAAGACACAGUUGCAAGUUCUCAUUUGCUUCAAACAGAAUUCAUGGAAAUUCCCAUGAAUUUUGUGGAUCCUAAAGAAAUUAACAUCCCCAGCCAUGGAACUAAAAAUCGUUAUAAGACCAUUCUGCCAAAUCCUGUAAGCAGGGUGUGCUUAAAACCAAAGAAUGCAGGGGAUGUUUUGAGCACCUACAUAAAUGCUAACUACAUUAGGGGUUAUGGUGGCCAGGAGAAGGCUUUUAUUGCAACCCAGGGCCCUAUGAUUAACACAGUGAAUGAUUUCUGGCUGAUGGUGUGGCAAGAAGACAGUCCUGUCAUUGUUAUGAUCACAAAGCUCAAGGAGAAAAAUGAGAAAUGUGUGCUCUAUUGGCCAGAAAAGAGAGGGAUCUAUGGAAAAGUGGAAGUCCUUGUUAACAGUGUGCAAGAAUAUGAGAAUUAUACUGUCCGCAACCUUACAUUAAAGCAAGGAAGCCAGUCAAGAAAUGUCAAACAUUAUUGGUACACAUCCUGGCCUGACCACAAAACUCCAGACAGUGCUCAGCCUCUUCUACAACUCAUGCUGGACGUUGAAGAGAACAGGAUGGCAUCCACUGGUAGAGGGCCUGUAAUUGUGCAUUGCAGUGCUGGAAUAGGAAGAACUGGAUGUUUUAUUGCCACUGCCAUUGGGUGUCGUCAUCUGAAGGAAGAAGGAGUUGUUGACGCAUUAAGCAUUGUCUGCCAACUACGUUUGGACAGAGGUGGAAUGGUCCAGACAAGUGAACAGUAUGAAUUUGUGCACCAUGCAUUGAACCUGUAUGAAAGUAGGCUCUCUGCCGAAGCCAUUCAGUGAAACAAGAAGGAAGGAAGAACCAAGUGUGUCAAUCUCUUGAGGUAAUUUAUUUCAUUACCUACCAGCAACUUCUUCAAGGAGUUCACAGCAGUGGAAGAAGACGCUUUGCAGCCAACUUGUAAAAGGAAUGUUGAUGGUUUAAAAAAGAAAAAAAAAGCAUACCAGAUUGAUGGACCUUUGUCUUGAAUGUAUUGUGAGUUCCCUGAAACAGUUUUAAUGGAAGUUAAUGUACUGAUGUUACAUUUGGAUUUCAUAUAUAAUAUCUUAUGGGGGAUUUCUUUCUGUAUUAAUGGAAUCUGCCACACAGAAUGUAUGUCUGUAUGUUCUCCAGCAGCUGGACAUGGGAAAUUCUACUGAAGAAAUGUGUAUAAAUGCUUUAAUGUUGCAAAGUCUGUCUCGUAAAUAGGCUGUCAGGUGUUCAACUGUACCUGUUAAGUGCUAUUACCUAUUAUGUGGUAAACUUAAUUCAGAACCACUUAUGAUUCUUGCUGCUAAAAGCUGCAAGUGAUCGAGUAUGGGUUCUAAUGAAAACAAAAAAACACACACAUGGAAAAAUAAAAAUCCAUUGUUUUUGAAACUACUCUGGCUCCGUUAGUAUUUUAUAUGACAACUCUAGAAACUACUAUUAGAUAUUUAAUAUGUAUAGUAAAUUCUGUUUUUAAAAAAUGCAGAACACAAUGGCUGAAAUACAAAGGGAACAUCUCCUGCAUAUGUCCCACUGAAACGAAUGAAAGUUAUCAAAGAAAUAUGUAUUUUAUUGGAACUUGUAAUUUUGUGCAUUUUCUGUUAAUUUUAAUGGGGCUUACACAGGAGAAAUUCCCCAUGGAUUUAACCCAGUGUCUGUUUUAAGAUGUUUAUGUAUUUAUUCAAUACUGUUAAUUGUUUUAGAAGCUGCUUUUUGCUCCAGGACAGAAUCCUGUGUAUUUGUGAAUCCUGUGAUUCAUCUUACUUUUAAAAAGAAACUUUGUAAUAUAUAUUAAAUGGUAUGAAUUUUAACUAUUUGCCUGUCUUUUGCUAAAAGGGUUCUUCUUUUUUCUUUUUCUUUUUUAAUAAGUUGUCAACCUUCCAUGCUUUGCAGUGAGGAGAUAGAUGUAUUUGGAAACAUAAGUUAGAAAGCUAUAUGAAAUAUGAGGGUGCUCUUCUUUCUAAUUUUUAUCUUGGUAAUGAUAAUGUUAUGAAACAGGUACAGCUGGCACAUCUCCUUUGGGCAAAAAUUAGGGGCAUGUGAACACAGAAUCUUAUAAUCAGUUUCUAAAGCAGUGAUGUUACCUUUGCUUCAUACAGCCAAUAAACUUGAUACAAAAUAUGUGAA